Molecule: messenger RNA, 2206 nt
Organism: Hippopotamus amphibius kiboko
Lineage: Eukaryota; Metazoa; Chordata; Mammalia; Artiodactyla; Hippopotamidae
Product: keratin, type II cytoskeletal 6C-like
Exons: 9
Coding region: 76-1779 (567 amino acids)
Biological process (GO): keratinization; intermediate filament organization
Cellular component (GO): keratin filament
Molecular function (GO): structural constituent of skin epidermis
Source: RefSeq, a predicted model, not a curated record
CUUCUCACAGACCUGCUCCUCUCAGCUCUACUCUCCACACCUCUGCCCUCCUCAGCCUCUUUGUCUCCAGGAACCAUGUCUUACAAAUCCACCGUGAAGACUCAAAGCACCAGCCGCCGUGGCUUCAGUGCCAGCUCAGCCAGAGUCCCUGGGGUCUGCCGCUCUGGCUUCAGCAGUGUGUCUGUGUCCCGCUCCAGGGGCGGGGGCGGCCUGGCUGGAGUGUGCGGAGGAGUGGGCUUCGGCAGCCGCAGCCUCUAUAAUGUGGGGGGCUCCAGGAGGAUCGCCAUCGGAGGGGGUAGCUGUCUCAUCGGUGGCGGAUACGGUGGCAGAGUUGGAGGCGGCUUUGGCUUUGGUGGUGGAGCCGGGAGUGGAUUUGGUUUUGGCGGUGGAGCUGGUGGUGGCUUUGGGCUCGGUGGUGGCGCUGGCUUUGGUGGCCCUGGCUUCCCCGUCUGUCCCCCUGGAGGCAUCCAAGAGGUCACCGUCAACCAGAGUCUCCUGACUCCCCUCAACCUGCAAAUCGACCCCACCAUCCAGAGGGUCAGGAUCGAGGAGAGGGAGCAGAUCAAGACCCUCAACAACAAAUUCGCCUCCUUCAUUGACAAGGUCCGAUUCCUAGAGCAGCAGAACAAGGUCCUGGACACCAAGUGGACCCUGCUGCAGCAGCAGGGCACCAAGACUGUGAGGGAGAGCCUGGAGCCUUUGUUUGAGCAGUACAUCAACAACCUCAGGAGACAGCUGGACAGCCUGACUGGGGAGAGAGGCCGCUUGGACUCAGAGCUGAGGAACAUGCAGGAUACGGUGGAAGACUUCAAGAGGAAAUACGAAGAGGAAAUCAACAAGCGCAUGGCAGCAGAGAAUGAAUUUGUGAAUCUGAAGAAGGAUGUGGAUACUGCCUUCAUGAAUAAGGUGGAACUACAAGCCAAGGUGGAUGCUCUCAUAGAUGAGAUCAACUUCCUAAGAACCUUCUAUGACGCAGAACUGGCUCAGAUGCAAACCCACAUCUCAGACACGUCUGUGGUCCUCUCCAUGGACAACAACCGCAGCCUGGACCUGGACAGCAUCAUCGAUGAAGUCAAAGCCCAAUAUGAGGAGAUCGCUCAGAGGAGCCGGGCUGAGGCCGAGUCCUGGUACCAGUCCAAGUACGAAGAGCUGCGGGUGACAGCGGGCAGACACGGGGACGACCUGCGCAUCACCAAGCAGGAGAUCUCUGAGAUCAACCGCGUGAUCCAGAGGCUGAGAUCUGAGAUCGACCACGUCAAGAAGCAGUGCGCCAGCCUGCAGUCCGCCAUCGCCGAUGCUGAGCAGCGUGGGGAGCUGGCCCUCAAGGAUGCCAGGAUCAAGCUGGCUGAGCUGGAGGAGGCCCUGCAGAAGGCCAAGCAGGACAUGGCCCGGCUGCUGAAGGAGUACCAGGAGCUCAUGAAUGUCAAACUGGCCCUAGAUGUGGAGAUCGCCACCUACAGGAAGCUGCUGGAAGGGGAGGAGUGCAGGCUGAAUGGGGAAGGCGUUGGACAAGUCAACAUCUCCGUGGUGCAGUCCACCACCUCCACUGGCUAUGGCGGUGCCGGCGGUGUCGGUGGUGGCUUCGGCGUGGGUGGAGGCACUGGCUUAUGUGUGGGGGGCGGCAGUGGCUACUCCUACAGCAGCGGUCACAGCAUUGGAGGCGGCUUCAGUUCGGGCAGUGGCAGAGGCAUUGGCGGUGGCCUCUGCUCCUCCGGAGGCAGCGGUUCCACCAUCAAAUACACCACCACCUCCUCCAGCAAGAAGAGCUACAGGCACUGAAGUCCUGCCAUGGGCUCGUGGUCCCACAAUGUCUCAGGCUCCCUCUCCUGCUUCACUCCCCUUUUCUCCUGUUGCUUCCUCUCUCCUGCUUCCUUCUUCUCUUACUCCUUGAGUUAAAACUGAAGUUGCUGAGUGCCCUCAUGUCCCCUCUACCAACACCUGCUGCACCUGAGCUCCACUGCUCACAUCGGAAGGUCACUGCCUGGGUGCUACUCCAGAGCAGGGCAAUUGCCCUAGCUUUCCACUGGCCCAGGAUGUCCCAUUUCACAGGUGUUGGUUUCUUCCUUUGCAGUGAUCAUGGAAGCGCCCGUGAGUAGUGCUAUGGCACCAGUGACUAGUUCUGUAAUCUAUGGGUUUCUGUAUCCCUGUGAUGCUUCCUCUCUUUUGGCUCAAUUGUAUUGCGAAAUAAAGCAGGUUUAUAAUAUAA